This is a messenger RNA of Trichomycterus rosablanca, 3693 nucleotides long. RefSeq names its product sarcoplasmic/endoplasmic reticulum calcium ATPase 2. The record is from RefSeq and is a predicted model, not a curated record. Gene Ontology annotation, cellular component: membrane. The coding region runs from base 92 to 3283 and encodes 1063 amino acids. Gene Ontology annotation, molecular function: ATP binding; ATP hydrolysis activity; P-type calcium transporter activity. Gene Ontology annotation, biological process: intracellular calcium ion homeostasis; calcium ion transmembrane transport. NCBI's taxonomy places the organism in Eukaryota, Metazoa, Chordata, Actinopteri, Siluriformes, Trichomycteridae. The transcript has 23 exons.
AGCUGAAUAUAUAUCUGCUUUUAUUUUAUGCUAUUUAAUUUGCUUUAUUUGAACCCUAAAGGCACCCAGGUUUGCUGGAAACUGAAGUGGGAUGGACAAUGCCCAUACUAAGACGGUCGAGGAGGUGCUGGGGUACUUCGGAGUGAACGAGUCCACAGGUUUAAGCAGCGAACAACUGAGGAAGAACCGUGACAAAUGGGGUCCCAACGAACUACCAGCAGAGGAAGGGAAGUCUCUGUGGGAAUUGGUGCUGGAGCAGUUCGAGGAUCUGCUGGUGCGGAUUCUGCUUCUUGCGGCCUGCAUUUCCUUUACUCUGGCCUGGUUUGAGGAGGGUACGGGCACCAUUACAGCCUUCGUUGAGCCUUUUGUCAUCCUUCUUAUCCUCAUUGCCAACGCUAUUGUGGGUGUAUGGCAGGAGCGAAAUGCAGAAAAUGCCAUCGAGGCACUGAAGGAAUAUGAACCGGAGAUGGGAAAGGUGUACAGACAGGACAGGAAGUGCGUCCAGAGAGUCCGAGCCCGUGAUAUCGUUCCUGGAGACAUAGUGGAGGUGGCAGUGGGCGAUAAGGUUCCAGCAGACAUCAGGCUGACCUCCAUCCGUUCCACCACACUGAGAGUGGACCAGUCCAUUCUGACCGGAGAGUCCGUCUCAGUGCUCAAACACACAGAUCCAGUCCCUGAUCCACGGGCUGUCAACCAGGACAAGAAAAACAUGCUGUUUUCUGGCACAAACAUCGCGGCGGGCAGAGCGAUCGGAGUUGUGAUUGCCACUGGUGUUCAAACUGAAAUUGGCAAAAUCAGGGACGAGAUGGCCGCCACCGAGCCAGAAAGGACCCCAUUACAGCAGAAACUGGAUCAGUUCGGGGAGCAGCUCUCAAAGGUGAUCACAGUGAUCUGUGUGGCAGUCUGGGGCAUCAACAUCGGUCACUUCAGUGAUCCCGUACACGGGGGCAGCUGGCUGAGAGGGGCCGUGUAUUAUUUUAAGAUCGCUGUGGCUUUGGCUGUAGCUGCCAUCCCAGAGGGUCUUCCUGCCGUCAUCACGACAUGCCUGGCGCUGGGCACCCGGCGGAUGGCGAGGAAGAACGCCAUCGUGCGCUCGCUGCCCUCCGUGGAGACGCUGGGCUGCACGUCCGUCAUCUGCUCGGACAAAACGGGCACGCUCACCACCAAUCAGAUGUCCGUCUGCAGGAUGUUUAUUGUGGAGAAUAUUGCAAACGAGAGGUGUGUUCUUAACGAGUUCACAGUGACUGGAUCCACUUAUGCACCUGAAGGAGAAGUGUACAGGGAUGGAUCAGUAGUGCGCUGUAGUCAGUAUGAAGCCUUGGUAGAACUGGCUACCAUCAGCGCCCUGUGUAAUGAUUCCUCUCUGGACUACAAUGAGAGUAAAUGUGUGUAUGAGAAGGUUGGAGAGGCGACAGAAACGGCUCUGUGCUGUUUAGUGGAGAAGAUGAACGUGUUCGAUACAGAUGUGAGGAGUCUCGCCCCUGUGGAGAGAGCCACCGCCUGCUGUUCGGUGAUAAAGCAGUUGAUGAAGAAGGAGCUGACGCUGGAGUUCUCUCGAGACAGGAAGUCCAUGUCUGUGGUCUGCUCUCCUAACAAACUGAGCCGUUCAGCUUCAGGAGCCAGGAUGUUUGUUAAGGGGGCUCCAGAGACCGUGCUGGAGCGCUGCAGCUGGAUCAGGGUCGGGGGUGGAGCACGGGUGCCCCUGACCCCUGACUUUAAGGAGCAGCUCUUGGGCACAGUAAGAGAGUGGGGAUCUGGGCGUGACACCCUGCGCUGCCUGGCCAUGGCCACCAGAGAUUCACCUCCUGAUAUCAAGACCCUCAACCUGGAGAAUUCCUCAUGCUUCUCGGAAUACGAGUCCGAGCUGACAUUUGUGGGGUGUGUGGGGAUGUUGGACCCUCCCAGGAAAGAGGUGCUGAGCGCGGUGCGCAUGUGCAGGCAGGCUGGAAUACGCGUGAUCAUGAUUACAGGAGACAAUAAGGGCACAGCGUUGUCCAUCUGCCGGCGGGUCGGCAUCAUCACCGAGCAAGAGGAAGAAGAGGCAGAGGGGGGAUCUUUCAACGGAGGCCUGACCGGCCGAGAGUUUGAUGAGCUCCCGCCCCACCUUCAGCGCCAAGCCUGCCGCACCGCCCGUUGCUUUGCCCGCGUCGAACCCACUCACAAGAGCCGCAUCGUGGAGUAUCUUCAAAGCCUCAGCGAUAUCACAGCCAUGACCGGUGAUGGAGUUAAUGACGCGCCCGCUCUGAAGAAGGCCGAGAUCGGUAUAGCCAUGGGUUCAGGGACAGCCGUGGCUAAAUCCGCCUCCGAGAUGAUCCUGGCCGAUGAUAACUUCUCCACCAUAGUGGCCGCGGUGGAGGAGGGACGCGCCAUCUACAACAACAUGAAGCAGUUCAUCCGCUACCUCAUUUCCUCCAACAUCGGAGAGGUUGUGUGUAUUUUCCUGACCGCUGCUCUGGGCAUGCCCGAGGCUCUCAUCCCCGUCCAGCUGCUGUGGGUCAAUCUGGUGACGGACGGGUUCCCAGCCACUGCGCUGGGCUUCAACCCCCCGGACUUGGACAUUAUGUCACGGCCCCCACGAUCUCCCAAAGAGCCCCUCAUCUCCGGCUGGCUGUUCUGCAGAUACCUCAUCAUCGGCUGUUAUGUGGGCGUGGCUACGGUGGGGGCCGCUGCCUGGUGGUUCAUGGCAGCACAUGAUGGACCGAAACUCUCCUAUUAUCAACUGUCUCAUUUUCUGCAGUGCAGUGAGGGAAGUGAUGACUUCGCAGGAGUUCAGUGCUCUGUAUUUGAGUCGCCCUAUCCGAUGACCAUGGCCCUGUCAGUGCUGGUGACUAUAGAGAUGUGCAACGCCCUCAACAGCCUGUCUGAGAACCAAUCUCUUCUGAAGAUGCCUCCCUGGUCGAACCCCUGGCUGGUGGGCGCUAUCUGUCUCUCCAUGGCCCUGCAUUUCCUAAUUCUCUAUGUGGAUCCACUGCCUGUGAUUUUUCAAAUCCGGCCCCUGUCCUGGCAGCAGUGGGUGACCGUGUUGAAGAUGUCCCUGCCGGUCAUCCUGAUGGACGAAGCACUGAAGUUUCUGGCCAGGAACUAUAUUGAGCCUGGCAGUGACCUGGAGCAGGAGGACGAGGAGGGACAUGGUCAGAUGUCCAGCGGGUUGUUUGCUGGCUUGAUUGGGAGGAUCCGGCGUGGUCUGAGGGGGGUUUCAUGGCCUUUUGUGUUCAUUGCUGCUCCCCUUUUGAUUUGGAUCUACAGCCUGGACUCUGAUAUUACCAACAUUUUCUGGGAAUAGUGUGUGUGUGUGUGUGUGAGAGGUUUGUAUGAUUUCUAUAGGAAAAAUUAAGUUGUUGUUGGUACAGGUGGAAAGUUUGAUUAAAGGGAAGCACAAAGGCAAAAAAAAAUGAAUAUCCAAGUAAAAGGGAAGCAUGAAAGAACGAGUUACGCAUGGACAAUCAGAGAUAAGGGAAGAAUAAGAACACAGGGGGAGAACAAGGGCAAUUAACACUCAGUCCAGUCUCAUUUUAGUCAGAUUUUUGUGAAUUUUUGCUUAUGCUCGUGUUUAGCACAGUUUUAUUUUGUUUGUUUAACAAUGUCUGUAUUUUAAAAACAUUCUUCUGCUCUGCUGUUGGACAUUUGCUGAAAUCACUACAUUCUAAAUGUAUGAAUCAACUAAAUUAUUUAAAUAAAAUUGCUCAUUUAAAA